Phytomonas sp. EM1 is the source of this 1905-nucleotide messenger RNA. The record is from the annotation of a GenBank genome assembly. Lineage: Eukaryota; Euglenozoa; Kinetoplastea; Trypanosomatida; Trypanosomatidae.
AUGGUUGACGACGAUUUUCCUAAGGUUAAACAAACGUUGGCAUUUGCUUCGGCGUCUACUUUCGCCGAGGGGAACAACCACAGACGUCUUUCCUCGAGUAAUUCGAAAAGUGCUAAUGAAGUUCCUCCUUUAUCGAUGCCCAUGUUUCUCGAGGAAGAAAGUGGUGCUGUUAAAAAAAGGCCUCAUGAUAACAUGAGCAGCACAGCGCCGCCUGCGCGGCAGGCAGGAAAUGGUCCAUGCAACCGCGGCUUCUCGUCAUCGCCAAACAACUCCACCUCCCACGUAUCCAACCGGAGUGGACGCUCCAACGGUGGAAUGGCAACCUCGCCGGUAAACCUCCCGGUGCCUAUUUCACCCGAUAUCAAAAAGAGUAGGGUCCUUUCUGAAUCCAUGGGAUACGGAAGCAACGAAGGCCCCGAGGAGGAGGCGACGGGGGUGGUGGAGUACUGGACGCGCACCCUCCACAGCCUCCCCUCCUCUCGCCACGAUAGCGUGCAGUACGUUUUCAUCUCCAUGCUGAAGUUUUUGGUGGAGGAGAUCCGAACCACGCCACCGCUGCAGCAGUUAUGGACCCUUCUUCUAGUGGUGAGUUUGCUCGGAGGGAAUGUGUUGCAGGUAAUUGGGUUAAACUUCUGGUUGACCAAGUUUCCUGCGGAGGGGGCGCCUGGAAAUUACACCAUCUUCGCCGUCUCCAGCCUUUUGUUUGCGAUUUUCUUUAUUGUUUUGUUGGCUCUUUACGUCUUUAUUCACUCACCCGAUCUGUCGUUUGCCUGGCAUGGAUACGGCCUCAAACUGCUCGUGCUCGCCGGGGUGUUGGAUGCGCUGAGCAGCACCUUGUCGAUCUAUUCCGCCUCUCACACGCCAGAGAUGCUUCAGACACUCUUCACCGCUUUUGUUCCCGUCUACACGGCAGUCCUUGCGAAGCGGUUUUUACACGAUGCCAGGGAUUAUUUCAAUCAGUGGACGAUCGUGAGCUUCUCGCUGAUCGUCGCCGGGGUGCUUCUGGCGUCCCUUUCUCAUUUCUGGGCGGCGGUCGCGAAGAAGAACGGGAAGGAGAACCGCGAUGGGGAACCGUCGUCGGCGAUCUCUGGCUACGAGCAGGUGAUCUGGAGCACGCUUUUCUUUCUUUCCGUGCUCCCAACCGUCUUUUUAAAUAUCACGCAAACCGUAUACAUGAAGCGUUACACCAAUGAGGAGGAGGAGGAGCUGGGAGGGGAAGAGGGGCGGUUUGACGUCUUCGGCUCGCCCCGUCGCGGCCACGACGAGGGGAGCGGCGAAGACGACCUGGAAGCCGCCGGAUCCCCAGGGGUUUCCAUCGCGGCCUCCACCAUGGCCUUUUCCUCGCAUUCGGGCCACUCCACGACCGCGUCGCCGCCGCCGCAACGCGGGGAGGACACCGCGGUGAAGCUGGUGAUGCUCAGCGUCGAUACGACCGUGCAGUUCCUCUUCGCGCUUGCCUUUUUGCCGCUGGAUGCGCUGCCGUGGUUUGGGGGGAGUCGUGGGAUCGGCCAGACGUGGUCAAACUUCCUUUCCGGCCUCCAAUGUGUCUGGCGGGAGCCGGGGAAUCUCGCCUUUGGCGGGGUCUACACCGCGGGCUUCGUCCUAACCUACCUCGCCGCCUCCUAUCUCAACCAACGCAGCGUGACGCUCUGUGCGGUGGUCGGGCAAUUAACCUCCCCGACCACCGCGAUGGUGUUGCUGUUCGUUCCCGCGCUCAACCUCGGUGGGGAAGGGGCGUCGUGGGGGGUGAGCGCCGUCGCGGUGGGGUUGCUCGCGGCCGGGGUUCUCGUGUACGUCGCGUGGGAGGCCCAAACGCGCCCUGCACGAGGGAGGGGAGGGCAGGGGAUGGCGAUGCCGUUACUCGGACGACGAAGGACGGAAGGAGGGCGCGGAGGGGGGGCGUGA